This is a messenger RNA of Rosa chinensis, 1720 nucleotides long. RefSeq lists its product as uncharacterized. The transcript has 4 exons. The record is from RefSeq and is a predicted model, not a curated record. Lineage: Eukaryota; Viridiplantae; Streptophyta; Magnoliopsida; Rosales; Rosaceae. The coding region runs from base 108 to 626 and encodes 172 amino acids.
AGUGGUUCCUAGGGUGGCAAUACCGCACCCUUUAGUUUUUGUUCCAUCCUUUUCUUCCUGCAACUAAACCAGUCUCUCCAUCAAUACAAGACCAAGCCUUCCACACCAUGCCCACGCAGAUUAGCUACAGCAGGGGGGCACGAGAAGUCAAGGUGGAAGAAGUCAUUUUGAAAUUAAGAUCCGACCUGAGCCAGAAGAGUUCGAAUUCCCUGCAAAUCUCUAGGCCCCGGGAGAUCAAUAUUCAAGGAGGAGUACUGACGGUGGAAGACUGGCAGGAGAAAUUCAGAUACGUGAAAUCAGGUUACGGUCAUGGUCACGGCGAGAAUCCAACCCAGCAGAUCGAUAAGGACCCGGACGAGAAUCCAACCCCGCAGAUCAAUAAGGACCCGGAGAUCAAUAUUGAAGCUGGUGGCAGUGGUAAAAGUACAGAUAAUCCUCCUGCAAGGAGUUGGGAAGAUGAGUCAUAUGAUGAUAUGCUCCUUCACAUAUAUGCAAAUACUAUGCAGGAGUACCAUUUGCUGAUGACGAGUUUGACGGACCUCUUGCAAGAUGUGAGCUUUGUGGUCAGACCGUAUCUCACUAUGCUGCAAGCUGCCCCUACUUGGUUCAUUUGCCACACCACAUAACUCUUCCUCGUGGUUAUGACAGAGCUUGUAAGUGUUGUGGUAGAAAGGAUGGCCACCCUGGUCAGAAGUGGGAGGGAUUUGCUAUCCGCAAGUAUUGUUUUAAUUGUUGUCAGGGAGCUGACCACUGGGAUGGUGACCCAGAAUGUCCCAAUAAAAAGCAACGUGUUUCGUAAGCCAUCAACAAAAUUAUGGGGCUUUGUCGUUUUCUGGGCCUGUUUGUUGUUGUAUUUCUAGCCUCACGCUAUGAGUAUGUCAAAUGUUUUUAGUUUAAUUCACUUAUGUUGUAUUUUGGGUUUUUUGUUAUUAUAUAAGUUGAGAGAAGAAAUUAGAAAAAUUCAGUUAUGUUAUAUUUUGGGUUCUUUUGUUCUUAUAUAAGUUGAGAGAACUUAAAAUAUAGUUUUUUUUUAUCUCACCUUGAGAAACCCUAGGCUGGGCUCUCCGUUUGCAAAAUUGUUCUCGUCCGGUGACGCCGGAUGUUGAGACUGCCCAUGGGACUUUGUCGGAGGGAUUUUCUCAAGUUUUGUCAGAUGGUUCGGAUGGCAGGGUGGUGAAGGUGGUGGUCAUGCGGUACAGGAUGGUAAUCGAUCCCUGCUGAUGGGUUCUUGGAUCGACGGCGGUGGGGGAUUGCGAGGCCUGGAUCGGGGAUGGUGUUCUGUGGUGAUGCAGGUUGCGGCGGCGUGGGUUGGGAUGUUUUGGAUUGUGGAACUGAGAUGGCGUGGUGGUGCGAAUCGUAGCGACGUGGGUUGAACGAAACUUGGCCAGACUGUGAUGUACGACGGGGGUGAUGGGAGGAGCUAGUGGACUUGCCCGAACCAGGAUGAUGGGCCUGGGUGAUCUCCUUGGUGACUACCCUAUUGGGCCUCAAGUUUUAGGCUGGGGUUCUGCCCUAGUCUGUUGUUAAUUUGGGCUAGGGUUUAGGCCCUUGGCCCAACCCUAUGUUUUUAGUUUUUUUUAUCUAAUUACAAUAAUUUUUCUUGUAUUGGGAACCUAUAUCUCUAGCACUUCCGGCGUAGUACCAAUGGAGGAUCCCCGCUACCUCUACGUAUUUGAAUGUAUAAUGAGUAUGUCUAUUUCUAUGUACCACUGUGGAUACU